Messenger RNA from Triticum dicoccoides, 676 nucleotides. RefSeq lists its product as uncharacterized. The record is from RefSeq and is a predicted model, not a curated record. The transcript is spliced from 3 exons. Bases 1 to 558 code for a protein of 185 amino acids. Lineage: Eukaryota; Viridiplantae; Streptophyta; Magnoliopsida; Poales; Poaceae.
AUGCGGGACUGCUGUCGCGGAGUCACAGUCACAGAUCCCCUUGUUGACUCGCUCAGUCUCCGGGUCUCCUCCCUCUCCAACUCUCCUCUCAAGGUCGAAGGCGACGGCGUUCAAGGGCCGGCCGGCCGGAGCAACCGCCUCAGAUUGCUAACACCCGGCCUCCUCGUCUCCCUCAAGCCGGCAGCUGCAUUUCUUCCUGAAAUCCCAAGGUGCGAAUGGAUAUACCAUGGAUUUCGGACAAAAGACAGCGGCGGUAGUGACAUUCAUGAAAUACACGGGGGCCAUGAAAGGCUUCAAGGUCGGUGCAGCAGCUGCCGCUGUAGUAGCCGUGACCACGGCCGCCAUAUCGGGGAAAGACACGAACAAAUGCAAUCCCAAGCCAAGAACAAAAUGAUGAUAUAUGCUCAUCGGUUGGUGGAGAAGCUAUCUUCAAGUAUCAUGCUACUUCAUGCGUUGGACAAUGUCACACCCAGAAGUCAUGUUGUUGUGAGCAGGACAGUGGAAUUUUUGAGUAAAACACAUCCAUGGUCAUUAAACUUGGCUCUAAGUUUAGUUUGAUCACUAUCUGGGGUGAAGCUAGAACAAAUAAACCAUUGUUGUUAGCUUUGUUAUUUAGUGCCAUUCUUGUACUUGUAAACAGUGAUGUGAACUAUCUAAUGAAGUGUUUGGCAAAUUA